Molecule: messenger RNA, 1005 nt
Organism: Adineta steineri
Lineage: Eukaryota; Metazoa; Rotifera; Eurotatoria; Adinetida; Adinetidae
Source: the annotation of a GenBank genome assembly
AUGGUUGGAGAAAAAGAAGAAGAAGACGACGACGAAAGAAAAUCAACUACCACAUCAACUUCAACAACAACGUUACCAACAACAUCAACAUCAACAUCAACAACGUCAGAACCAAAAUUCAACAAAUGGAAACAAGAUGGCAUCACUGUGGCUGGUGGAAAUGGAGAAGGACAAGAAUUAAAUCAACUCAAUCUCCCUACUCAAAUCUUUAUUGAUAAAAACAAAAAUAUUUUCAUUGCUGAUCACGAUAAUCAUCGUAUUGUUGAAUGGAAAUAUAAUGCAAAAGAAGGACAAGUCAUUGCAGGUGGAAAUGGGCAAGGAAAUCAAAUGAAUCAAUUGAGUUGGCCAAUAAAUAUAAUUGUUGAUCAACAAAAUCAUUCGAUUAUCAUUGCUAAUUAUGCGAGCAAACGAGUGAUUCAAUGGAUGAAUCAAAAUCAACAAAUUCUCAUUGAAAAUAUUCGCUGUAUCGGCUUGGCAAUGGAUAAGCAUGGAUUUCUUUAUGUUUCUGAUGUUGAGAAGAGUGAAGUCAGACGAUGGAAAAUGGGAGAGUAUAACAACGAAGGAAUUGUAGUGGCAGGUGGAAAUGGAAGAGGAAAUCAACUCAAUCAAUUCAUUUGGCCUACUUAUAUCUUUGUUGAUAAAGAUCAAUCUGUUUAUGUAUCAGAUAGAGAUAAUUAUCGUGUGAUGAAAUGGAGAAAAGAUGCAAAAGAAGGAAGAAUUGUGGCUGAAGGAAAUGGUAUGGGAGGAAAUCUCAAUCAAUUGUUUUAUCCAGACGGAGUAAUUGUUGAUGAUUUGGGUCAAAUCUAUGUGGUAGAUCGUGGGAAUGCUCGAGUAAUGCGUUGGCGUGAAGGAAAAGAAGAAGGUGAAAUUGUUGUUGGUGGAAAUGGUCAAGGAAAUCAACCAAAUCAAUUAUAUCACCCCUGUGGUUUAUCUUUUGAUGAUGAAGGAAAUCUUUAUGUUGCUGAUGGUAGAAAUCAGCGAAUUCAAAAAUUUGAAUUAAUUUAG